Messenger RNA from Lymnaea stagnalis (great pond snail), 609 nucleotides. Lineage: Eukaryota; Metazoa; Mollusca; Gastropoda; Lymnaeidae. The record is from the annotation of a GenBank genome assembly.
AUGUCAUCCAAGUAUGAUGAGGAUGUUUGUGACAAUCCAAUUUUUUGUAAAAUAUCAUCAGAAUUUGCUGAAUAUAUAACAAAAUUGAUAGCUUCCAAAGGGAUAGUAAGUAAAAUAAUGUCAUGCCUAGCUAAAUAAUCAGUUUAGACUUUACUAAUGUGUCAGUUUAGAGUACAAAUGUUCAUGUUGACAAAUCUACAAAAUAGAAGCUAAAUGUUUAUGUUGACGAAUCAUCAAAGGAAUGUAGGCGCUUAUCAAUUUUUUAAUUGAAUUUAUCCUAAUAAUUUUAUUUUCAACAGAUUACCAAAUCUGGAUGUUCUUAUUAUUUAUUUUUCAAAAGACCCUAGUAAACUGAAAAUUAAAUAGCAGUAUUGUUUUGUACUUAAAAUUUAAGAAAUAAAACCUGAAAUUACUCAUGCAAAUCAUGUCGUGCCAAACUUACUCAAAAGCAUUUCAAAUUUCCAGCUCUGUGUACCAAAGUUUUCUAUAGCUGCAAGUAUCAGCCUUUCAAAACAAGAUGUUGAAGAUCACAUUUUGCUGCCCACCAAAGAUGUUGUUGAUGACAAUGAUGACUUCAAAACAUGUUCUGGAAAGGCAUGUUCAAACUAG